Molecule: messenger RNA, 1541 nt
Organism: Procambarus clarkii (red swamp crayfish)
Lineage: Eukaryota; Metazoa; Arthropoda; Malacostraca; Decapoda; Cambaridae
Source: RefSeq, a predicted model, not a curated record
UGUGAUUGGUUGAGCUACCAAAGACGGCAACCAAUGAUCGUGGCAGCUCGGAGAGGGAUGUUGACGAGUUUUAUUGACAGUCAACGUUAGCAGCAAGUGGGAAGAAUGAAGUCAGUGAGUGGCUACGAUGGCGCCUGUACCAGAUACACAUGUUGAGGAAUCGAUAGUACCAAGGUGUUUCUUCCAGGAGGUCCAUGAGCUUCCGAUUGUAGCUUCUGCUGCAGAGAAGGUGACGAAGACCCACAACUCGCUGUGUAAGUUUGUCCCUCUAUACCAGCGCGUCUCCUCGGCCGCCCUCUCCACCACCCGCUCCCUCGCUCACAGGGCCAGCGAGUACACGCUAGUGAAAGCCUCGGUUCACAAAGUAGAAGGAUUAGGGCUGAAAGCUGUGACUACUCUGAAAAAUUCUUGCCCCAUUGUAAAGGAACCCACUGAAAAGGUGGUAGAGGAAGUUGGCACCAAAGUGCGUCAACGUGUACGGCUAGGACGCUCUCGCAUAGCUACCUACUUAGUUUUCCAGACCUCGUGCAGGGUAACAGAAGCUCUCGUAACCACUGCAGAGAGGGCCUGCGCUGCCUUAAUUCGUAAAGAAGCGCAAGUGUGGACGCUACUUGUACCGCUGGCUCAGCAGCUAAAGUGCUUGUCUCCCACACAGCCUUUAAAUUCUGUUGAGCGGCACCUACGGAACUACAGGCGGUCGUUGCGAGCUUGGCGCCGUUCUGGUACCGUCGUCCCUUCGGGCUUGCACAACCUUAAGGUUAAACGACGCAAGGCCGGCUUCUUGGCGUGGUUCUGGGCCCCCACACAGCCGGCGGCGUUGGAAAGUUGCGUGCCUCGGGAUUCGGCUAAAACUAGACCCCGGAAGAAAAAGUCGCUACCAAUGUCUUCUCCCAAUAAGGAUAAACUUUCAGAGGGAGAAGAGAGGAAGCUACCUCAAAGAAAAUCUGAAGAUAAAACAAUGACUUACCACGACCUCCUCAACGACUUGUUAGACUACUGCUCCGAUGAAGAUUCGGACUACUCGCCCAAGGAGACUUCAACAGACAGUUUGGCGUACCGCUCGACUGAAAGUGAAGAAUGUGAAGUUUCUUUAACGGAAGAAGACUUCAAGAAAUCUGCAGUGGAUGGGGGAAAGAACACUGUAGAAAACUUGAAUGCCACCGCGGAGGAAUCUAACGUCGGUCAGAUAAAGAUCAUAGUGACCGAUCACGAGGCCGAAGGGUCACAACAACAACAAGAAGAGCAAGAGCAGCAGCGCGAUGGUGUAGGAAAAUGUGUUGAUGGCAACACAAACUGAUAUUUGCAAGGUCUUAGUUUGAAUUGAUGUUCGUAUUCUAAUUUAUUAAGUGCAUGCAGGUCUCUUUAUCUAAAUUAGUUGGCAAAUUGCAAUUUGCUGAUAACUAGCAAAAUUGACUUGGUAGUGCCUUAAUUUGUAAAGGUUUAAAUUGAAUUGGGAAUAGAAAUGUAGUAAUUUAUGCCUCUUAAACAUGUUGGUUAUAUACCAGAAUUUUAAUGAUUAUGGAAUUAAAUGUUGCAUUUUU